ACUGUGCCAAUGCAAAAUUGCUGAAGCCGACUUUUUGUUUUUAGUUUAGAUAUUCUUAAGAAAUUUGAGUACGUUUAACUAUGGCAGCACCAUUAGAAGAUUGUUGUGGGUUGGGGUGCAAUAAUUGCAUUUUAGAUCGAUUCUUAGAUGUAAAACGACCUGGUGAUACUGCUGGCACCAUCAACUUAUUCAAUAAGAAGGAAUAUCAAAAGUUUAUAGUCAAGGAGAUUAAAAAAGUUCUUCCUCUGGUGUAUCAAUUUACUUUUGAACUGUUAUGCGAACGUGACGUGCCUUUCCGGAUUGAAGAACAAUUGUUUGCUCCUCCGGUUUCUUAUCUAAUGUUACGAGCGUUUAGGAAUUUCGAAGAUUCAAAUCCUGAGUUCAAUGAACUCUUCAUGGAUUUCAAGGAAUUCAUGCACCCACCGAAAUCUGAAGACACCACAAAAUAUUUCAGAAUGGAACCGCAACGAUUCGAUAAAGGAACACCUGAAAUUUACUUCAGUCGAAAAUAUACGCCGUAUGAAGUCAAUGAACAGUAUCGAACAUUUAAAAUUCUUGUAAAGCUUGAAACAUUUGGGAAAAUGUCAAGAUAUUUUACGACACUUAAGGUGGGCUCGAUAUGUGAAUUCAAGGGUCCUUUUGAAGCUUACAAGUACAAGAAAGAAGAAAGAGAAAACUAUUUGGUGUUCACACAAGAUUUCUUCAUUUGA
Molecule: messenger RNA, 710 nt
Organism: Clunio marinus
Lineage: Eukaryota; Metazoa; Arthropoda; Insecta; Diptera; Chironomidae
Source: the annotation of a GenBank genome assembly